AUGAGCAGUUUUUACGGAGCUUCUGGAGGCGACGGAGAUGACAGUACUUGGGGACCUGGAGCAUGCACAUCCCUUUCUCAGCUACAUGGCAUGAAACGCCUAACACUUGGCCAAGUCAUCGGGAAAAAACGCCGCAAGGAGAAAAUCGUCAUGUGCACGGCGUAUGACAUGUUCACGGCACGAGUUGCAGAUGAUGCGCUGGUGGACAUUCAGCUUGUUGGCGACUCGCUUGCUAAUGUUGUCAUGGGGGAGCCCAGGACGACAGCUGUUGAUCUGGACACUAUGAUCUUGUUCGCCAAGCUUGUUCAGAAAGGCAGUCGGCGAUCCAUUGUAAUGUUUGACCUUCCAUAUGGUACAUAUAAUACACCAAAGGAAGCAGUUGCAACGACUGUUAGAGUGGUCCAAGAGACGGGUAUUCAGCUAGUGAAGCUGGAAGGGUACCUUCCGGAUGUUGUAAGGGAGGUACAGAGGCACGCCGCGGUUUGUUGCCACAUUGGCUUGCUUCCGCAAACUGCCACUUCAUUUGCAAGCACAGGAAGCACAGCAGCAGAUGCGGAGAGGCUUCUGCAGCAGGCAGUUGAUCUGCAAGAGGCAGGUGCUUCCUUCUUAGUACUAGAGAUGGUUUGUGCGGAGGCGGCGGAGCUAAUUUCCAGGAAUCUUAGGAUACCCACGAUUGGUAUUGGUGCAGGUGCCGGGUGUGAUGGCCAGGUUUUGGUCAUUCACGACAUGUUGGGUCUCUGUGGACCGGGCACGAAAGUAUUCAAGUUCGCGAAAAGGUAUGCCAAUCUAUAUGAUAUGGCGGUCUCGGCUGUAGGGACGUAUAGGGCCGAGGUGGUGGCAGGAUCUUUCCCAAAACCGUGCAACUCAACCUUCAUGAAGCCAGCGGAGAGCGAGAAAUUGUCAGCAAUUUGCUCGAGCGGGGUGAGAGCUGCCAUAGAUAUCAAGGCUUUACCCUCAGAGGGCAGUACCACAGACAUUUCCGCUUCCAAGACAGCCAAAACGUGCUCUGCGGGACUUGAAAGCUCGUCGGACUCCAACGAGGCUGAUUCGAGAGAGCCUUACAAAGUUUGUGUAUGGGGCGGUGGUCGAAUGGGGCAGCUUUUUGCAUGGAUCAUGGCCGGCUCGAUAUCACCCCCAGUUAAUGGAGACUGUGCGGAGUGGCAGCGCAUGCAAAUGCGGGGCACUGAAGUUACCAUCUGCACAUCGAGGGAGGACUUGAUUGCUGCUUGUGUUCGGAAGCGAGGAAUGUUGACUGCACUGCAGUCCGCUGGAGCUGCGUCGUCAGCAGUCCCCAGCGAUCCUGAGAGUGGCGCUAAGCAUUCCUUCAUGCUGACGAACGAAAUGGUCCAGGGUGGCUGUUGUGCUAGUGGGGCAGGGGAGCAACGACGAGUAAACGUGAUUUCACGCAAAGCGGCAGAGUCUUUGGGCCGAGUUUUUGAUCUCGUUAUAAUUGCUUGCAACUCAGGAGAUACUCAGCCAAUAGCUGAAUGCGCUUUCGGGGUCGCACGAGCUGAAGGGAUCGUAGCUUCUUUACAAAACGGGCUGAAGGCCCCGCGAAUACUACGAGCACUUCAUGACCGGCUAUUACUCUCAGGAGGCAAACCCUCUCCUCUCGUGUUCAUGCCGACGUCCCUUGCUGCGGCUGAGGAGGAACCGCUGCACGUACAAAAAGUUGGCAAUGGCCAUGUGAAGAUCUGCGGGCAUAUGCAUCGAGCAUCACAGAAAGCUGAAGAGCUGUAUGCUAUGCUUCGAGCCAGAGGGGUCUCCUGUGAACUCCUGCCGUGGUACAAGUUGGACGAAAUCUUAUGGGAAAAAGCAGCAGUGAACUGCUGCAUCAACCCUCUCGCUGCGCUGCUGAACUGUGCCAACGGCCAACUUGUGGACCCCAGAAUGGAGCUUACCAGGAAGCUGGUGGUGUCCGAGGUUGUGGCCGUUGCGAGGGCGAAAGGCAUUCCGUUGACAUUUGUAUGCAUCAUUUAA
Eimeria tenella is the source of this 1980-nucleotide messenger RNA. Its product is annotated as 3-methyl-2-oxobutanoate hydroxymethyltransferase, putative. Gene Ontology annotation, cellular component: mitochondrion. NCBI's taxonomy places the organism in Eukaryota, Apicomplexa, Conoidasida, Eucoccidiorida, Eimeriidae. Bases 1 to 1980 code for a protein of 659 amino acids. Gene Ontology annotation, biological process: pantothenate biosynthetic process. Gene Ontology annotation, molecular function: 3-methyl-2-oxobutanoate hydroxymethyltransferase activity; oxidoreductase activity; magnesium ion binding. The transcript has 14 exons. The record is from RefSeq and is a predicted model, not a curated record.